This is a messenger RNA of Anneissia japonica, 2274 nucleotides long. RefSeq lists its product as uncharacterized. Lineage: Eukaryota; Metazoa; Echinodermata; Crinoidea; Comatulida; Comatulidae. The transcript has a single exon. The record is from RefSeq and is a predicted model, not a curated record. Bases 1 to 2274 code for a protein of 757 amino acids.
AUGUCAAGUACAACAAUUAGCCGUUUGAAGUGGGACAUAAUCAACCUAAGGAAAAAACUUGCUCAAGUACAGUCAGACAUCAUGUUCCUCACAGAUUGCAAAAAGCUCAAUGUUGUACCUAAGGGUCUCAUCAUCAAGAAUCCGCUAAAAUCUACGUGUGCUACCAGCUACUCAAUGAAGAUCUGUAUGACAACCUCUAUUAAGAUAAGGAACCACAUACUGGAUACACUGUAUGGUAAGCAAUCAUAUAUCACUACCCAACUAAGGAAACAGAAAUGUAUUCUCGAUCAGCAUCCAAAUCUCUCUGUAUUUGAACGUAACCAGAUAUCACAUAUUGCUAUGGAUGUGUAUGAUAAACAACUACAAAAGCUGAAACUCACCAAAGACAAGAAAUUAUCUGUCCUUAUAUGCAACACCACAGCCAGGACCAGUGGUCGUGAAUCAGACUCAUCUAAAUCAGUUGUGAAUCACUCAACAUAUUCUCCUACCCCAGCUGAACUAUCUGUAUUAUACCGUGGACUAUCAUUUUGUCCGUCUACCAAUAUCGACCAAAUCCAUUUAUGUGGCGAUCUUGAAGCCUUUUUUAGACGUCUAAGACUGAAAGAGUUCUUCCAUGCACAUGGACCAGCAAUUGAUAAUUCUAACCGUCAACAAGUUACCAACCCUAAUCUUCGGACCAAGAGAAACGAUGCCAAUUGGACACCAACUGAAGGACGCAACCCAAAACUAGAUCUGUACAUCAACUGCUUUCGGAAUAGAGUUCGUUCAGAAAUCAUAAACCUAAAACGCAAGUGUAAUUACAACCUGUCACCAUUAGAACGUAAGGCAGUCGAAACACAUAAGACUAAUAGGGACAUUGUCAUCAAACCAGCGGACAAAGGAGGGGCUACCGUCAUCAUGAACACAGGUGACUACAUUAGGGAAGCUAAUCGACAACUCUCUAACUCAUCGCUUUACACCACGCUUGCCACUGAUCCUACUACACAGUGUAAGAAAGAACUACGUUCUCUCAUCAAAGACUUCCCAAAAGAUAUAAAGCGAUACAUUGAAUGCACUACUCAUCUUGAACCAAAACCCGGAACAUUUUACCUCCUUCCCAAGAUCCACAAGCAAGAUAACCCAGGACGUCCUAUCAUUUCCGGUAUCGGCACUUUAACUGAAGGCAUCUCUAAGUACGUAGAUCGCAUUCUCCGGCCAUUUGCUACCAGUGCAAACAGCUACAUAAAAGACACCACAGAUUUCCUAUGCAAACUCCAAGAUAUCGAGAACUUGCCUCAAGGUACUUUACUUGCCACUAUGGAUGUAGAAGCCCUCUACUCUAACAUACCUCAUGAAGAUGGACUCCAAGCUAUAUCGGACACUGUUACUGACAAUACCGAACUAAUAUGCAAACUUACUAACUUCAUACUUUCACAUAAUUAUUUUCUAUUUGACAGUGAUAUGUACCUUCAGAUUAAUGGCACAGCUAUGGGCACGCCCAUGGCACCCCAAUAUGCCAACAUAUUUAUGUCUAACUUAGAACAGAGGUUCCUUGAAACCCAAACACUACGACCUCUACUAUAUUUACGUUAUAUAGACGACAUUUUCAUGAUUUGGACACAUGGUAUGGACACACUCUUACAAUUUCACAAUGACUUUCAUAAUUUUCAUCCUACCAUAAACCUCACACUCGAAUACUCUGAUGACAAAGUCAACUUUCUUGACACCACUAUCAUCAUUAGGAACCAGAAACUACAAACAUCUCUGUACAGGAAACCUACAGACAACCAAUGCUACCUUCAUGCAUCCAGCUUUCAUCCUCCACAUAUACUAAGGUCAAUCAUAUUCAGUCAGUCACUACGAUACAACAGGAUAUGUUCUGACCAAACUGACCGAGACACACACUUACUUGAACUUAGCAAUACAUUCUCUCGCCUCAAAUACAAUCCUAAUACCAUACACGAACAAGUUGAACGAGCUAAGAGAAUAGACCGUAAAAAUUUACUCAAAUGCACACCUAAACCUGUCAAAAACCGCACCCCACUAGUUGUCACAUACAAUCCCAUGCUCAAACCACUCAAGCGUAUCAUCAAUGACCUCCAACCAAUAAUCUCAACAGACCCAUACCUUGCAGACGUCUUCACAGACAAAGUACUAUUGCAUACAGACAACCACCCAAUCUCCGACAACAACUCAUUCACAGCCAACUCCCUACUGAUAAUACACCCGGAACUUUUCCUUGCAAUAGUAACAAAUGCUUACUUUGCCCCCAUAUCAACACUGACAACAAAAUAA